AUGCGACCACCACGACUCCUCAUCGUCCUCUUCUGCCUAAUCUUCUUUCCGAUCCUCCUCACCUUUUUCUCUGCGCUUACCUCGCCAAGUGUAACCGCCCCCAAUACGCUCGCUGGUCGAACAACUGGGUUCCGUGCUCUUUUCUCCUUUAGCGUACCAUCUUCUCUUUUCCCGCCGUCGGCUAUAAUCAGUCUCACCGAUGACAACUCGACUUUCUUCCUCGCCCGACCUGCAGCAUUCGGGCCACUCCUGCCGACAAAAGGCCUCAGCGGGCAAUUAUGGGUGGGCAGUGGGUUUGGUGAAGGCGGAUUAGCUGCGGGCGCAGAAGGGGAGCUAGGGUGCUCUGAUAUCCCCGGCUGGGGUGAAGGCACCAAUCAAAAGAAACAAGAAAAAACUGCGAGGGGCGUGGAACCAAGUUCCGGCACCUCCGAAGGUAAUACGCGCAAUGAGUUAUCCCAAAACCGCCCGCGGUCGGUGUCGCAGGCCGAUAUCACACCGCCGAGCGAUAGAGAUGAUACGAUGCCCCCACUAUUAACGAACGACGGCACCGACGAUCACCUGCAUCAUCCACUUCCCGAAUCGGGUGCGUCGCACCCUGGGAUGGGUCAAAAGUUUGGAGACUAUGUUCAAACCAAGCCAUCCGCGCAUGCCGAUAUCCAAUCAUUGCAGGAGACUGCUGAGAUUCAGGGUAAGGUGGUGCUCUUGAGUCGCGGCGGGUGUGGCUUUUUGGAAAAGGCCAAGUGGGCCCAACGCCGAGGCGGGACUGCGUUGAUCGUUGGCGAUGACACCCGGGGUGGAAACCUGGUUACUAUGUAUGCACGAGGCGAUACGUCAAACCUCACGAUCCCCGCCCUGUUUACAUCCCACACAACCGCCCACCUCCUAUCGUCAUUAAUGCCAGGGCAUACCGGAGGGACCACUAAGCUAGGGGAUGUGCUAGGAUCAUCCCAGGUGAAAAUGGCAGGACAGGCAGACGCCGACAAGGAGCGAGUUGCAACUAGCACAACAGCACCGGCUACUCAAAGUCCAACGGCCAGCGGCCAUAUGGCCACCAAGGAGAAAUCCGCGACCGUAUCUCACUCCAACGGCGGAUUCUGGCGUGCCAUUGGAUCAGCAUUGGGGCUGUGCGACAAAACCAAAGGCUCAAGUCAUUUGGAGGACAGCCGGCGCCCACCCAGCAGUGGAAACAUUGACUGGAUCAACCUUGGCUCGUGGGAUGGUAAAGGGCCUUCGUCGAGCACCUGGAAAAGAUCCACUGACUUCAAUCGCCGCGGUCGGAACAAGGUUGACGAGACUUUCGACAGUCACCGGGCGGACAUGUCUCCCGACAGUUUUGAAGAGGAUGAGUUUGUCAUCGGAGUCCAGGACUGGAGAGAUCCUGAUUUGAUGCCUGCUAAAAGCAGCAUUUCACCGACGCCUAGCACUUCUGUGAAGGGCAAAGACUCUAAGACUGCAAGUGCGGAUAAGGAUUCUGCUUCAUCGAUUAAUGCUUUGCAAGGUGGCAGCAUCACACCCGGGAGUGGAGAGUAUCAAAGUAUUGAGAAAUCCAGUGUCGACGCUCAUGGCAAGGACACUAAAGCACUUGACAAGGAAUCUAUUGGAGCUCAAGGAAAGAUCAAUUCCUCCAACAAGGGCUGGCUUUUGGGUCAUUUCAGCUGGGGCAGCGAGAAGCAGACUGCCCAGCCCUCUUCGGCACCCUCGCCCCAGAAGCACAUUGUUGGAGACCAGAAGGCGCAGACCAGUGGUCCCUAUGCAUCAAGCCGACCAUCCGCAGAAUCUCUCGGGCAUGAAGGCCUUUGGGUUACUAUGACACCUACCAGCAUGUCUACUAGCCCGUUCUUCGAUACCCUUUUGGUUCUCGUCGUCAGCCCUCUGCUUACACUCACGGUCGUGUAUGCCUUACUACUACUCCGUUCCCGAAUCAGACGUCGCCGAUGGCGCGCCCCAAAGUCGGUCAUCGAACGUCUCCCUGUUCGGACCUAUCACACCAUUGCAAUUUCCUCGUCUUCAUCCUCCAACUCAACGCGACCUCCUAGCCCCGGACCCGUGUCACCCACUUCCCCGCUUCUCAGCAACGAAAGCCAAUCAACAGAUGCUCGAUUAAUUAGAUCGCGAUCACAGACUGUCUCAGGCACUUUGCUUAGCUCUUCGGACCUACCCAAGGAAGAAAAAUGCAGCCUGCAGGCAGGAUCUACACUGUGGCGGCGAAAGUAUACUGGAAGGCAGGUGGAGUGUGUUGUUUGUCUUGAGGAGUACAUCGAUGGCGAAAGUCGGGUCAUGAGCCUGCCAUGUGGCCAUGAGUUCCAUGUGGAGUGCAUUACACCAUGGCUGACUACUCGUCGGCGGACCUGUCCGAUCUGCAAAGGCGAUGUUGUCCGUUCCAUGUCCCACGUCCAGUCGGGUGGCUCUGGAAGCCACCAUGCACACACCAGCGACGAUGCACAGACCUCGGAGGCCAUGUCACGAUCCGUUGCUUCUUCCGCGCCAGUUUUGAUUGAAGGCGUAACCGAUGAUGUUCCUGAUCCUGAACAAAAUGCCGGUCUUAAUGACCAUGCAAGCUCUGCACCACAGUCAAGCUGGAGAAACUUGGCUACACUGAGUUUCUCGGCCCUCAGCGGUGACACCAUUUGGCACCAAGCCCGUCUGGACCGCAACCGCUAA
Messenger RNA from Penicillium salamii, 2661 nucleotides. Lineage: Eukaryota; Fungi; Ascomycota; Eurotiomycetes; Eurotiales; Aspergillaceae. The record is from the annotation of a GenBank genome assembly.